This is a messenger RNA of Candida dubliniensis CD36, 732 nucleotides long. RefSeq lists its product as uncharacterized. Bases 1 to 732 code for a protein of 243 amino acids. Gene Ontology annotation, molecular function: NADH dehydrogenase activity. The transcript has a single exon. The record is from RefSeq and is a predicted model, not a curated record. Lineage: Eukaryota; Fungi; Ascomycota; Pichiomycetes; Serinales; Debaryomycetaceae.
AUGUUGGCUCGUUUUAUUGGUAAAUCUACUACAACACCAGUGGGUGUAUACGCUUCUACUGUAUCAAAAAGAUACUCUUCUAUCAUCUCUGUUCAUAGAGACACCAAAGAAGACAACCCAAAUAUACCAUUUGAGUUUAAUUCAGAAAACAAAAAAAGAGCCGAAGAAAUAAUUGCUAAAUAUCCUCCACAAUACAAAAAAGGUGCAUGCAUGCCAUUAUUGGAUUUGGGACAACGUCAACUAGGAUUUACUUCUAUUUCAGUGAUGAACUAUGUUGCCAAAUUAUUAGAUAUGCCACCAAUGAGAGUGUAUGAAGUAGCAACAUUUUAUACUAUGUACAAUAGACAUCCAAUGGGGAAAUACAAUUUGCAAGUUUGUACCACUACGCCUUGCCAAUUAUGUGGAAGUGACGGUAUUAUGAAAGCAAUUACUGAUUAUUUGAAAAUUAAACCAGGCCAAACCACCCCAGAUAAAUUGUUCACUUUACAAGAGGUUGAAUGUUUAGGUGCUUGUGUUAAUGCACCAAUGAUUGCAAUCAACGAUGAUUACCAUGAAGAUUUGACCCCAGAAGCCACUAUAAACUUGUUGAAACAAUUACAAGAGGGUAAAGAGUUAACUGAAAUUGGACCAGUGGAUGGUAAGAGACAAUCAUGUGAACCUUUCAGUGGACCAAAGGUGUUGUUGAACAAGGAACCUAAUGAUAUAAGAAAAUUCACUAGAGCUGAUUUGUAA